AUGCAUUCUUCUUCUUCGUCCAUCAUCACCUCACUGGAAGAAGAAGAAGAGAAGAAACCUCCUGCUCAUCUACUUCAAUAUCAUCAACAUCUUCAUCAACAAUCGAUUGAAGACGUCGGAAGUGUCACCUCAUCUGCCACGUUGCUUCUUCUAGACUCCUCGACUGCCACGUGGAUGAUGCCGUCCUCGACGACUCAACCUCACAUCUCGGAGAUUAGCAGCGGAAAUGAGUGUGCUGCAUGUGCACAGCCUAUACUUGACAGAUAUGUAUUCACUGUUCUCGGAAAGUGUUGGCAUCAAUCGUGUCUUCGAUGUUGUGAUUGUCGUGCGCCGAUGUCGAUGACUUGUUUCAGUAAAGAUGGUCUCAUUCUAUGUAAAACUGAUUAUUCAAGGAGGUACGGUCAUCGAUGUGCAGGAUGUGAUGGGAAACUAGAAAAAGAAGAUUUAGUGAGGAGAGCAAGAGACAAAGUAUUUCAUAUUCGAUGUUUUCAAUGUUCAGUGUGUCAAAGGCUCUUAGAUACUGGAGAUCAAUUAUAUAUCAUGGAAGGAAAUCGAUUCAUGUGCCAGAACGAUUUCCAGACGGCAACCAAAACAUCAACGCCUACAUCAAUGCAUAGACCAAUAUCCAAUGGAUCCGAAUGCAAUUCCGAUAUGGAAGAGGAUGCUGUGGAUGCGUGUGAUGAUGUUGGUCUCGAUGAUGGAGAAGGUGACUGCGGAAAGGACAAUUCAGAUGAUUCGAAUUCAGCGAAACGACGUGGUCCUCGAACUACAAUUAAAGCUAAACAGCUAGAAACAUUGAAAAAUGCAUUCGCUGCAACACCUAAACCAACUCGACAUAUCCGUGAACAACUUGCCGCCGAAACGGGUCUCAACAUGAGAGUCAUUCAGGUUUGGUUUCAAAACCGUCGAAGCAAAGAACGCCGAAUGAAACAGCUCCGUUACGGUGGAUAUCGUCAAUCUAGAAGACAACGACGAGAAGAUAUCGUCGACAUGUUUCCGAACGAUCAACAGUUCUAUCCUCCACCACCUCCAUCAAAUGUUCAAUUCUUCUGUGAUCCAUAUUCGAGUCCUCCGAAUAAUGGAGAGCAAAUGCAAAUGACUCCACAAUUCGCUGUUCCUCCAGAAGCAAUGAGUAUGGUUCCAGAACCAUACACAGAACCAUCAGCAACACCUCCAGAUUUCAAUGAAGAUGCAUUUGCAUGCAUCUAUUCGACAGAUUUGGGAAAGCCAACUCCAGUUUCUUGGUAG
Molecule: messenger RNA, 1248 nt
Organism: Caenorhabditis remanei
Lineage: Eukaryota; Metazoa; Nematoda; Chromadorea; Rhabditida; Rhabditidae
Exons: 10
Coding region: 1-1248 (415 amino acids)
Biological process (GO): neuron differentiation; regulation of transcription by RNA polymerase II
Cellular component (GO): nucleus
Molecular function (GO): RNA polymerase II transcription regulatory region sequence-specific DNA binding; DNA-binding transcription factor activity, RNA polymerase II-specific
Source: RefSeq, a predicted model, not a curated record